Messenger RNA from Leishmania mexicana MHOM/GT/2001/U1103, 894 nucleotides. RefSeq lists its product as hypothetical. Bases 1 to 894 code for a protein of 297 amino acids. The record is from RefSeq and is a predicted model, not a curated record. NCBI's taxonomy places the organism in Eukaryota, Euglenozoa, Kinetoplastea, Trypanosomatida, Trypanosomatidae. Gene Ontology annotation, molecular function: oxidoreductase activity; demethylase activity. The transcript has a single exon. Gene Ontology annotation, biological process: oxidative demethylation.
AUGGACGAGCAUUCUUCAGCAUGCUCCUGUGCAGGUAUCCGCUUCUGCGCUAAGUGUUGUGACUCGUCGAGAGUGCAGCAACUCUUUAGCGGAUCUGUACCUCUCUCGAGCGCAAGUUCUGUUAUUGAAAAACAGCAUCAUGAGGAACGCCUUUCCUCCUGCUCUUUUGCAACCAUAGGGAAAAGUUCUCUUAGCUUUUGCAUUGAAUGCAUGAGUGUAUUCAAAUCUGAAGUCCCGAUAAAGUCAUGCGCGGAUCACCAUGGCGCCAUGGCUACCAGCAUUACUAUCAGUGGCCUUGCUGUCUUUCAGGAUGCGCUUCCCGAGGAGGAUGAGACGGCAGUGAUUCGCUUCCUGGAUGAUUCGCACCCGUUUCCACCCUGGAAGGAGUCGCAGAGCGGACGACGCAAGCAAGACUACGGACCGAGGCGCAACUUCAAGAAGAAGAAGGUAAAGGUCGCAGACAUACCAGCGAUGCCACUUGUGUUCGAACCCAUCUUUUCUGUGAUUUCGUCAAUGACGGAAACCUUUACUGGUAAGGCAUAUAGAAUUGCGGAGGUAUCUGCGCUCGAGUACAUGGAGGGUAAGAUGAGUAAUUUCGAUCCUCACGUGGAUGACACAUGGCUAUGGGGCGACCGUAUUGCCGGUCUGAAUCUGAACGAAGCGUGCGCUGUGACGUUUGUGAACUCGGAGGGUGUGUGCUGUGAUGUCUACUUGCCGCGUCGAACGUUUUUCCUCAUGUCUGGCGACUGCCGCUACAAGUGGAUGCAUGGUAUCCGGCCUGAACACGUUCGGGGGCGUCGAAUUUCUCUGACAUUCCGAGAGUUAUCCGACGAAAUACUCGCUGACACGGAAGCUUCUGAAAUGGUGCUUUCUGCUGCGUCGAAUUUUGUGUAA